Molecule: messenger RNA, 783 nt
Organism: Drosophila novamexicana
Lineage: Eukaryota; Metazoa; Arthropoda; Insecta; Diptera; Drosophilidae
Gene: Rrp40
Product: exosome complex component RRP40
Exons: 1
Coding region: 57-755 (232 amino acids)
Biological process (GO): CUT catabolic process; nuclear polyadenylation-dependent rRNA catabolic process; U4 snRNA 3'-end processing
Cellular component (GO): nuclear exosome (RNase complex); cytoplasmic exosome (RNase complex)
Molecular function (GO): RNA binding
Source: RefSeq, a predicted model, not a curated record
AAUCAACAAUCUGUCGAGCACGCGGCCGGCGCUGUAUUUUGUUUUGGAUUUUCAUAAUGUCCAUCAAGAUGAGUAUUAUUAUGCCCGGCGAGCGCGUCACGAUUGUGGAGGAUGCUGCCAAAAGCAAGCGAAUCAUAUUAGGCCCGGGCCUACGAAGAGUGGACGAAAAAGUUGUUGCCACCAAAGCCGGCCCACUGCGUCACAAGGAGCCCAACACAUUUUGGGUGGACAACUAUCAGCGGCGUUACGUGCCAGCGCGGGGAGAUCUCAUUAUAGGUAUAGUAAAGGCCCGAGCCGGCGAUUUGUAUCGUGUGGACAUUGGGGCGGCGGACUUGGCGUCAAUUUCGUACCUGGCCUUUGAGGCAGCCACAAAAAAGAAUCGGCCGGAUCUCAAUCCUGGCGAUCUACUUUACGCUCGCGUACUUAACGCCAAUGCGGACAUUGAGCCGGAGCUAGUGUGCGUCAACUCGAACGGCAAGCGCGGAAAGCUGGGUGUGUUGCAGGAUGGCUUUUUCUUCAAGUGCAGCCUAAAUUUAGGCCGGCUGCUGCUGCGCGAGAGCUGCCCCGCCCUGGCAGCCCUUACGGAGGAGCUGCCUUACGAGAUUGCCGUGGGCGUCAACGGACGCAUCUGGGUCAAGGCGCACUCGACGCGGGAAACUGUGGGUCUGGCGAAUGCCAUUAUGACACUGGAACAGGCAGGCUAUGCGGAGAUUGACAAGAUCUGCGGGAAUCUGAGUGGCGUGGUGCAAGCGUGAACAAUUAACAAAAAUUAUUUACAAUUAA